AUGAAGCAAGGAAAGGUUUUGCAAGAUCGGUUGGGCCAUUAUAAGUCCCUAGACCCGUGCGCUGUUUAUCCGCCAGCACCUACUCACUCGGGUUCACUCUCUUCUCCUCCAUCCCCAUACAGCCGCGGCCAGCCACCUUGGGCUUUGGCCACGCCGCUGACCCCCUUGGGCUUUGGCCACGCCGCUGACCCCUCACCGCAAGCGACCCUUGCUGCGGGCCACUACCAUCGAACCAGCCGCGACGCGGCCAAUCGCCUUGGGUCAUCGCAGCUUCGCCACCUCGCCCUAACCCGUGCCUUCAGUCGCGGCACCUCCACCACCUCACCGCGUCAGCAACACCGCGAGGUGCCUCGCCGGGGUCCCAAGGUGGUGUUUGAUUGGGGAGUGGUGGUUUUGGUCUCAUUUCUAGUUUGGGAUUGGAGUAUGAGUGUGGUCAGGGACGCUGGAUUGUGGAUCACUGCAGUCUGGGGUUGUCGGCCCUGCGUUCUGAUUAGGGUUGUCGGCCUCUCGUUCCGAGUAGGGCUGUCGGCCCCGCGCUCCGAUUUAGUUUAUGGACGGAACUACUUGCAACCUGUAGCCCAUACCUAUUAUUCCCAGCAACAAGCUUUCCCUCAAGCGCAGGUCGCUCAAGGUUCAACAUCUCAACUCAAACAUUCCAACGAUGGCCCUAGACCCGUGCGCUGUUUAUCCGCCAGCACCUACUCACUCGGCUUCACUCUCUUCUCCUCCAUCCCCAUACAGCCGCGGCCAGCCACCUUGGGCUUUGGCCACGCCGCUGACCCCUCACCGCAAGCGACCCUUGCUGCGGGCCACUACCAUCGAACCAGCCGCGACGCGGCCAAUCGCCUUGGGUCAUCGCAGCUUCGCCACCUCGCCCUAACCCGUGCCUUCAGUCGCGGCACCUCCACCACCUCACCGCGUCAGCAACACCGCGAGGUGCCUCGCCGGGGUCCCAAUGGUGGUUUUGGUCUCAUUUCUAGUUUGGGAUUGGAGUAUGAGUCUGGUCAGGGAUGCUGGAUUGUGGAUCACUGCAGUCUGGGUCUUAAUGAGAGAGGUUGUCGGCCCCGCCUUCUGAUUAGGGUUGUCGACCCCGCCUUCGGAUUAGGGAUGUCGGCCCGUGCUCCGAUUUAG
This is a messenger RNA of Sphenostylis stenocarpa, 1131 nucleotides long. The record is from the annotation of a GenBank genome assembly. NCBI's taxonomy places the organism in Eukaryota, Viridiplantae, Streptophyta, Magnoliopsida, Fabales, Fabaceae.